Mesorhabditis spiculigera is the source of this 1773-nucleotide messenger RNA. The record is from the annotation of a GenBank genome assembly. NCBI's taxonomy places the organism in Eukaryota, Metazoa, Nematoda, Chromadorea, Rhabditida, Rhabditidae.
AUGCGAUCGUGGUGGUUAUUGACGCUCUUUUUGGCUUCGGUAUCGGCCGAUCAGCUCAACAAUCGGAUCGACCCUAAUGUAACGACAAUCCAGCACUGUCCGGAUGUGCAGCGGAGGAGUGGUGGCGUCAAUUUGGUUUGCUGCAACAGUGCCUCGCCACCAUUUGACGGCUUUUCCCCGGUGGGCCUCUGCCAAACCGAGCACUGCCAAUGCCAUCUACAAUUGUUUGACGUGCAUUGUGAUCGCGGGGAAUGCAACAUGCUAUCCCUGAACUCCUUCAAGCUGCCGUUCGUCGUAACGGUCGAGAAAUGGACGCGCACGACGAGAGCGGCCUUGGAAGCGCUGUGCGACCUGGACGUUGUUGCGCUAAGUUUCUACGAUUUGCCGCUCGACGACACGCCACUGAACAGCUUGGCGCCUUGUUUUAGCAGGCUUCAGAACCUCGAGUUUUCGCUGUCCCGCGAGCGUCCGGUGGAAUUGCAUCGUGCUUGGCAGCUUUUGGCCUCUGUUCAGCAUCUACGCAUCGUUAACGUUGAUUUUGAGUGGGGAAAUGUCCCGCCAGCUUUUCUCUCAACGCUGAAAACGCUUCACGUCGAAAAUUCGACGAUGGCUGCAUUACCAAAGGGGAUUGUGCAGAAUCGCGUGUUGGCGAGGGUUACGAUAAAAGGCACCGAACUAGACUCGUUGGCUGCCAUUUCGCAACUGAGCGUCCUCACCUCCGCCCAUCUCGCCUCGAAUCAGCUGGCCGAUCUGCACAAUGUCGUUUUUGUCAGCGCACAGCUUCGUGACCUCGAUCUCACCCAAAAUCAGAUCUCUGCCCUCUCCGCUCAUACGCUCUCGAAAUGUGUGGAUCUUCGCGUGUUGGACAUUUCCGGGAAUCCGUUGACCGCCCUUCCCGCCCGCGCAUUUGCCAACAAUCGACGGCUCAAGUAUUUGAAGCUCAGCCAUACUUUUAUACAGACUUUGCAACCAGGGGCGUUGACCGGAUUGCCGAGUCUACGAUCGUUGGCUCUUGAUCAUACUCCACUACACACCAUCCACCCAUUGGCGCUGGUUUCGCUUAAAAAUUUGAAGAGCCUAAAUCUGGAGAGCGCCAACUUGACGAAAAUCCCCUCGGCGAUCACCUCUUUAUGCCAUUUGACACAUGUCAACCUCGGCUUCAACCUACUCCACUCGGCUUCAUCAUUACCACCGGAAGUCUUGGUGCAUCUCUCUUCACUCUCUGAUCUACGCCUUGAUGGAAAUCCGAUCCAGGAAUUCCCUCCCGGCGUUCUGCUGCUCUCGACAUCGAAUACGCGGUUGUUGCGACAGAUCGUCCAUACAUUCACCUCCCUUCCGGUGUGGUCGUCAGAUCGGUGUACGCCGUACUACUUCAAUAUGCAUCUCAGGAAUAGUUCCUCCGCGCUACGACAUUUGGUUUCGCAAUGGUCUGAGGUUCGGAUGAAGGCACAGGGAUUGGGGAUGUGUCGAGAACGAUAUGAAUGGAUGCGCUCCGGUGACGACGUCUACGAAGAAUUAGAGCGGAGUAGCGGAUGCAGCGUUUCUCGCGGGAUGCGUGGAGCUCUACCUCCAAUGCCAACCGAGUGUCCAGCGACGCAAAUUGAGAUCCAGAGCGAGCCAGCCAUCCACCCGCCCUCCCCUCCAAGUUGUGACCAACUGGAGGCCAAUGUCCUGAUCAUAUCCCUGGCUAUUAAUGCGUUGUUACUCGUUGGUUGUAUUGUAUUUGGAUCUCUCUGUUGUGCCACUGGCCGAAGAAAGGAAUAUCAACAAUAU